AAAGGUACAGUACUUGUGAACUGAGCUCAAAAUGAGAGUUCCUGUAAAACUCCUCAUCUUCAGCUUUUGGUUGCUUUUCUUAAAUUGUUCCCGAUGUCAAGAAUGUCAUCGAGAGGACAUUAAAUAUGAAAACACAGAGCUAGCUGCGAAAGCUUCAUACGCUGAUGGUGAAUCAGUGAGACUGAACUGCAUGACCGGUUAUACCGGCUUGUAUAGAUUAAAGUGUGAAAAAGGAGAAUGGAAGAAAUCCAUUGAGCGGACAUGUGCAAAGAGGAAAUGUAGUAAUCCAGGCGACAUACCAAAUGGUGAUUUUGAACUUGCAGCGGGCACGGAAUUCGUUUUUGGAGCAACAUUGGUGUAUACUUGUAAGAAAGGGUAUGAAAUGGCAAGCAGAAUCACUCAGCGUACGUGCAGAGCUCAAGGAUGGGACAAUACUGUUCCUGUCUGUGAGGCUGUAAAAUGUCCAGCUAUUCGUACAGACCGAGGUGUAACUGCAUCAGGCAACACAGAGGAGGGAAGUUAUGGCAAUGUUAUUCACUUUGAGUGUGUAUCUUCUGGCAAAAAGAUAGACGGAAGUAGUGACAUUCACUGUGAAGAGACGGGAGAAUGGAGUGACGUUGUUCCAACAUGCAAAGAUAUAACAUGCACAGCACCUGUCAUAUCAAAUGGAUAUGCUAUUGAGCAAAUGCCAGAAUACCAGAAAGAUGCCAUAUUAAAAUACAAAUGCAAUCCAGGUUUCAAGCCCAGAGAGGGAACCCCCAGAUGUGCUAAAUUUGGCUGGACUCUGAACCCAGAAUGUGAUGGUAAUCCACCACAGUUACAUAAUUCAGAUAGGAAAUUAUACUCAAAUACUUGUAUUAAUCUUUCACAAUGCGAACAAAAAGGUGUCACACAGUAA
Molecule: messenger RNA, 898 nt
Organism: Sinocyclocheilus grahami
Lineage: Eukaryota; Metazoa; Chordata; Actinopteri; Cypriniformes; Cyprinidae
Product: complement factor H-like
Exons: 6
Coding region: 32-898 (288 amino acids)
Source: RefSeq, a predicted model, not a curated record